CAAAAAUAAAGUAAAAAAUUCCAUUGUACUUUGUGCACAGAGAGACGGCCAAACUUUUAGCUCCUUAUAUUCCUACCAACAAUUCGACCGAAACCCAACCCACCAAUUAACCCAUGGCUAGCCUCUGGCGGGCCGUGUCGGGCCAAACUAAUCAGCUCAGCGACUACGACGGCGUCGAGUUCUGGUCAAACCCUGAGCGAACCGGCUGGUUGACCAAACAAGGCGAGUACAUUAAAACGUGGCGUCGCCGAUGGUUCGUUUUAAAACAAGGCAAACUCUUCUGGUUUAAAGAGUCAACUGUCACACGCGCCUCUAGGCCACGUGGCGUCAUCCCAGUGGCCUCCUGUCUCACAGUGAAAGGAGCCGAAGAUGUUCUUAACAAGCAGUACGCUUUUGAGCUGAGUACGAGGAGCGAGACGAUGUACUUCAUCGCCGAUUCGGAGAAGGAGAAGGAGGACUGGAUUAACUCAAUCGGACGUUCGAUAGUUCAGCACUCGAGAUCGGUGACGGAUUCGGAGAUCGUUGAUUACGAUAGCCAGAAACGAUAGCGGCAUAUGUGGGUCAAAUGUCGAUCACUUGAUCAGGCAGUGCCUUUCUAGUGAGAUUUUGGAGAUUCAGAUCUUCCUUAAACAUGUCACGGUUGGUCUCUUUGAUGUAAAUAGUUCUAGCAGAAAUAUCCGAUAACUUACGUAUCUCCCUGCAUAGACUCCUGUUCACACAUACCGUACUCUGCGGUGAAAUUUAUAUUAAAUUGAUGA
This is a messenger RNA of Pistacia vera, 758 nucleotides long. Its product is annotated as pleckstrin homology domain-containing protein 1. NCBI's taxonomy places the organism in Eukaryota, Viridiplantae, Streptophyta, Magnoliopsida, Sapindales, Anacardiaceae. Bases 114 to 548 code for a protein of 144 amino acids. The transcript is spliced from 2 exons. The record is from RefSeq and is a predicted model, not a curated record.